AUGUUNUUCCGUUAUUGGAGAGCGAAGGACUGUUUGCUUGUUUGUGAUAACUCUGUAUGUGAAUCUUGUCAAGAAUACUUAAUCUCUACAAGUAGUUGUCGAAAAGCCAAAGAACGACGGCAGUCAAGACCUGCUCAUGUUAAUGCUCCAAUAUCUAAGACUGACCCAGAAAGAAUCAAACUCACUCUGCAGGGGCAACGAUUGAGAUGUGCAGAACUUGAGAGACAGCUGAAUGAGAUGCGUGUAGAACUUGAGAAAACUAACAUUGAAGUAGAUCAUGAAUUAAGUAAUGACUUUUCCAAGAUUCUUAAUUCAGCUAAUGAUGCAGAAAUUACCCCAUUCAUGAAACUCUUUUGGGAGCAGCAAAAGAAAUUAUUCUCUAGUAGCUCCAAAGGUGUAAGGUAUCAUCCAAUGAUUAUUCGUUUCUGCCUAUCCCUUGCAGCAAAGUCACCGUCAUGCUACGAAGAACUGCGUACCAGUAAAGUGUUGAUACUUCUUAGCCAAAGACGUCUAAAAGAUUACCGAAAUGCUAUCAGGCCUCAAAGGGGAUUUAAUGACAAAGUUAUAGAGCAACUUAAAUCUCUCACAAAUUCAUAUUUUGAUGUUCAAAGGUAUGUUGUACUUUUAUUCGAUGAAAUGAAAGUGCAGUCCAACCUUGUUCUAGACAAGGAUACGGGAGAACUGAUUGGAUUUACCGAUCUUGGUGAUCUUUACUUGAACUUUGCAGUUUUGGACAAGACAGAUGAGAUUGCUACACAUGCUUUGGCAUUCAUUGUUCGUGGUGUGUCCACUCAGCUGAAGUUCUGUUUGGCACACUUCUCAACAAAUGGUGUGACUGCUUCACAGUUGAUGCCCAUAUUUUGGGAAGCAGUUUUUAUUCUGGAAACAUUUUGCAAUUUGUGGGUUAUUUGUACCACCUCUGAUGGCGCCUCCCCGAACAGAAGGUUUUAUCGAUUGCACAAGUCUAUGGAUGGAGAUGCAGACACAGAUGUAUGCUAUCGGACUAUGCUCUACCUGUCGAAGGGUCUGUUACUGGGCCUCUACUGGAACCAGCAGGAUGAGCUCUUUGAUGGGGCGUAG
This is a messenger RNA of Stylophora pistillata, 1080 nucleotides long. RefSeq lists its product as uncharacterized. Lineage: Eukaryota; Metazoa; Cnidaria; Anthozoa; Scleractinia; Pocilloporidae. The record is from RefSeq and is a predicted model, not a curated record.